AUGGCAUCCUCUCCAUCCAACAAUCCUUUCGCAAGACAGGCAUGUCUGCCAUGCUUCAAUAACGAUGAUCAAGCAACAGAAGACAAGAACGCUCCAAAUCACUUUCAAAUGCCUGGGAAGAAUAGUAGCAACAACGAUGACAUCACUAGCAAGCCUGCAAUGAAGCAAACCGAAGCAUUCCUCGCAUCAGAGAUGAGCCAAAUGUCGGUGGAGGAGCGGUCAAAGGCAAUGGAUGACCUCCACUGUGUAGGAGAAGAGCUCCAAGAGACGCCUGAAAUGAUUCAGAAAUCGCUCGCGGAGUUUGAAGAGGCAGUGCAGAAGGAACGAAAUCCAAUCUACGAGAUGGCCAUCAAUCAAAAUAGAGCAUACGUGGAGGAUCCUACGUUUCGUCUGAGGUUCUUAAGAGCCAAGCUGUACAAUGUUCGUGAAGCGGUUCGGAAGAUGAUGAGUCUUCUCGAGUGUAAAGCGAAAUACUUCGGUGAUGACAAGGUUGCUCGUGAUAUAACAUUGGAUGACCUGAGCGAGGAGGACAAGCAGCUGAUGCUAUCGGGACUAUACCACAUCCAAGAUGGGAGAGAUCAAAAUGGGAGACUUAUCCUACAUUUGUUCGGCAAAAUGCUCAUUCGAUGUAGAGCUGAUAACCUGAUUCGCAUCCGCCACUAUAUUAUGUACAAUAUAAUGUCCUCCCUCCCGGAUGUACAAAGGAAGGGAAUCGUGGUAGUCUACAACGAUAGUACACUACCCGAGGAACCCUUUACACUUCCUGGAUUCAGCUUCUUCAAAGAAAUCCAAACAACCUAUGACUCUGAACCAGUUCGAUUCUCUGGAAUCCACUACUGUGUACAGGCCAAAUCACAUCAUCUUGCGUUGAACAACGUUCUUGUUAGUCUAUUUCUGAAGGGAACGCCCCAAGAUGGCCGUGCGCGAACUCGAAUACAUUAUGGGUCCAUCAUGGAGCUUCGUUACCAGCUCCAAAGCUUUGGUAUUCCCUUGUCCACGAUACCGUUUGGAGAAGAAGGUAACAUUCGUAAUGACAUUCUGAAUGUCUGGCUUGACAGGCAUCUCAAAGAGACCAAUCAAAGCAUUCGCUUCUACCAACCCAAGGCCGCUCGUGGCUUGUCACAAGACAUGGAGAUAGAGAGCGAUCUCGUGAACCAGAAGCAGCAUGUGCCUCAUGAGAAGGAUGGAGGUGAUGCAAUAGACGCUUUAGGGAUGGAAGUCCACGACUCGAUGCGGGCAUCAUCAACUGAAGUGGGUCCAGAUGAUGCUCUGCCGAUGAAUCGUGUCACAGGGCCAAUCGAACCGACCGAGAUGGAUGUUUUGUUUGGAAAAGGGUAUCGGCUACAGUUGCAUCCUGGCAAUGUCCAAUUUCGAGAGUUCUUGGAGCAGCGUCGAGGCGAAUAUGAGAGUACUCCGAGACAGCACAGACGAGACAUUGCAAUCAAGCUAGCGCAAAUGCUUCGGAACAAAGGUGUUCGAUUUCUCCAGAAAGCGGGAUCUGAGGAAUGGGUGGAGAGCGACAUUGAAGAAGCAGAGACAAAGGUUGCUCAGUUCUUUCGAGAGCUGCGGAAGAAAAGGUCAAAAUAA
Cylindrotheca closterium is the source of this 1587-nucleotide messenger RNA. NCBI's taxonomy places the organism in Eukaryota, Bacillariophyta, Bacillariophyceae, Bacillariales, Bacillariaceae. The record is from the annotation of a GenBank genome assembly.